Messenger RNA from Lethenteron reissneri (Far Eastern brook lamprey), 5867 nucleotides. Its product is annotated as centriolar coiled-coil protein of 110 kDa-like. The record is from RefSeq and is a predicted model, not a curated record. Gene Ontology annotation, biological process: negative regulation of centriole elongation; regulation of cytokinesis; ciliary basal body organization. NCBI's taxonomy places the organism in Eukaryota, Metazoa, Chordata, Hyperoartia, Petromyzontiformes, Petromyzontidae. Gene Ontology annotation, cellular component: centriole.
AAAGAUUCGCUCCCGAUUGUGAUAUGGAUAAUCCCACUGAGCGGCCGCGUUUGGUACAGAGGGCACAACCGCUCGCCCGCCCGCCCGCCCUUUUUGUGCGAGCCCAGAGACUGAGCGGCUCACUGGGAUCAGAGCCGCUCAACAAGUGGCCGGGACGCGGAACGAGAUCGCGUUUCAUGCCGCGACGCCGAACACAACGAGCGGCGCGAACGCGCAACGCCAACAGCAGCAGCGGCGGCGCCAGUGCGGGUGGCUGAGAGGGCGGCCUGGCCAAGUCGCCCCAAUGGCCGUGGAGACGCGGGUGACGAGAGAGAGAUGGGGGGGGGGGGUCCGAGCGUCGCGCGCGAACGGAGGCAGCAGUCUCGUGCGGAGCGAGUGGGCGUGACUGAUGACCGUAGAGGAGGCAGCGAGUGCCGUGCACAAUAACGUCGCGCUGCAUUCCUGCUCCGCUAACCGAGCCAUGCAGCAGCAGCACCACCAUCAUCCAGGCGAAUCUUACGCGAGAGACGAACAGAAACCGACAACAGCAGCGGCACGCGCAGUGUCUGUAGGGGAUGGACACGCGUCGCUCGUGCACGGCCCGCAGGUGAAGCAGAGAUGCCAGCAGCAGCAGCAGGGAGAGAGGCUGUCCCAGCCGUGCCACGGGAUCACGCUCGAGAAGAAGAGACAAAUUAUCUCGCUGCUGCCCGACACCGCCUGGGUAGCGUCGUCGGUCGUGGACAAACACAAGAGGCUCUCGCAGAGACUGUGCCGGGAGAAAGAGCAGAGGUGGGAGUCACCAAGCGACGUUGCGCCCCACGCCUCUCCGCCUGACACUGGAGCGAGGACUCGGAGAGAAGACCCGGAGGCGAAGUCCGCGAAGAGCGGCACCUCGAGAUGCGCGCCCGGCGAAACGCUUUCGGACAAAGAGAACGACGCGCUGCUCUCGGCCGCAGCGGUCGGGCGACGCGGGAGGGCGUGGGAGGGGAGCGGCGCUGGCUCCGUUCCAACUGGCGACCAAAUUAACGUCGGCAAACGCUCCAAAGUGCCCUUCAACGUCUUGACAAGUCAACAAGAGGCUUUUAAUGGUCCCAGAGAAACGGUUUCCAUGGUAUGCCCGGGCAAUGCAUUCCCGUCGACUCCGCACAGCUGCGGUGCGAGGGACCGCUUGCUCACCUCGCCGGCGAAGCCGGAUCCCGCGGACGGCUCCCUGCACGAGCUGUCGAGCAGUCUGCCCAUGCCCGAGCCCAGCGGAGGCAGCCCUCUGCUGUCCCGUCACCGCGUCCGAUCGCGCUCCGUCAGCCUGCCUCUCAAGGCCGACAGCAAAGUUCAGGAUCUGCCGAGCUUCGCCGGCCGCCAGAACAGCCUCAACAUCCGCGAGUUUACCGUGGAGGACGGGAGGGCCAUUAGCCGCGCCGCAUCGACGUCGGGUCCCGCGCUGGACGAGGUGUACCGGGGGGAGCACGAGUUCCCGGGCGGGGCUGGCGGGAGCAAGGCGACGAGGAGGAGAGUGGAGGACGCGUGGCUCUGCCACUACGCGGCUCUUGACAAAGACGCGUUCGCCCAUUCAAGAGGCAGCGGUCCUGCGGCUGCCGAGGCUUCGUGCGGUCAAAAGGAUGCCGUGACAGUAGGACGAAACCCAUGGCUUCUACAGCGGGAGUAUGUUCGUGGGCCAGUUAGAUAUUUGCAAGGAACAUCACCGUUCGAAAGCCAUUUCCAGUCAAAAGUUCAAAGCACUCUGUUGAAUGUUACGAGCCAGCUCAAGCCCAAAGCUUCCACCCAGAAUUCCCACGCACUGAACAGGUCAUAUGAAGUGCAGACCCCUUCUCCGCUGUGGCAACAAUGUUCCAAACACGCCACAGACGCGGUGGCCUUUGUUCCACACGGAGCGGCUGAUCCUGCAGUGGAAUCGACAGAGCAGCGGGGCUGUGUAAGAAACGGAACGUUCCAGCGUGUGCUAUCCAUGGCGACCCCAGCCUGUAGGAGGGAGGAGAAAGGCGCUGCCCCUGAUGAGAGAGGCAUUCACAUCGUGGCAUUUAAGGAGAAACAGCGGCAGCUGAGGGAUUGGCAUGCCCUGCAUCACAAUCCCGUUGCAGACAAGCCAGUGCAGAAAUAUGAUCAAAAGGAUAGCAAGUUGCAAGAGCAAUGGGCUUUUCAAAAACUGAGUGGGUUCGCAGACAAUGGUUCAUUCUCCAAGCAGAAGAAUGAAAACGGAAAACAUUCAUCACCGCACUGCGCACACCUGAGCGAUCGCAGUGACGGGGCUGUCCGGUCGUGUUCGGCUGCUUCCCAGACCACGGGUGUCCUCCUCACAAGGAGCAGUUCAGUGUUGGGCCUCUUGAUGCGCAGCCACUGCAGAAGACCGAGGGCGACAGCGGCGGCCAACCUGCUCGACGUGCAGAAGAGAUCAAACAGAGUCUCCGCUGUCGUCAAGGGGUUCCUGACGCGCAGGCUCCUGCGCACGGAGAAGGUGCAGCGCCUUGUGCGCAUAAUCAAGGACACCAGACAGCUGGCACUGUCUAUUCAGGGAGACUCGAGUACAAAGUGUCUGGGACCGAGUGACUCGGCAUUCCGCACGAGACUCUUAAAACAGAUUCAAGGAGCUUUGGAUGAGAUUCACAACAUUUUCUUUGUGCUCUCACCGGGGCAAAGAAUGGUCAUUCUGAAAACAGAUAAAGAAGUGCAGCAAGCAAAGGGAUUACGGACAGCGGAAAAAGGGAUGGUCACACAUGGAACCAAGUCUGUGUCAAGCCGACCUCUGAAACUGAAGCUACACCAUACGUAAUGGGAUUUCCCAUUUCCCAUUGUGCCAUCGAGUUAAUUAACCUUAAAUAAUCUUAGAUCAAUUUCAUAUUUUUCUUAUCGUCAAUUUUUAGGACACUUUUAACAUGAAAUACACAUUAGCCUUGCUCUGCACGGGUUCUUUCGGCACGUAUUCUCAAAUACUCGUUUUUUUUACGACCAAAAAUUCGCAAAGCACGCGGUGCGGUCUGCAUCCACAUGGGUUGAGGAGCGGGGUUCGCACACCGUGCUAGUCCCACACUCUGCACGCAAUUCACACUCCUCUCCACGUGGAUUCUGAGCAGCUGUGUACUGAUUUGGCUGUGCACAGGGAGCCGUUGAGUUCGGAAAAAACAACGCCACACGUUCCCGCACCUAACGAUGGACCAUGGAGGACUGCCUCACUUCUCCCUCCUUUAUCUGGAAAAGUUUCAGUUCAUGAAAAAUUAUGCCUGAACAAGAUUUGUAGUGCAGUCUGCUCUCGUUACUGGUAUACUUUUUGGGCUUUUUGACCAUAUUUAAGUGAGGAGAGAUCAAUGCAACAAAAGAUUAGCCGAAACGCUUUCGAGAUAAUGGAAGAAAUGAAGCAGCUCUCCGCAGUCCAUUGUUGAGUACGGGAGCACGUGGCAUUGUACCCCUGUUAUAUAGCUACCUGUAUUGGUGAAUACACAACUCAUGUAUAGAUUCAUGUUAUUUUACGUUGCAUAAUUAUACAGUAUUUCAUUCCUUGUUUGAAUGUUGUAUGUGCAUUAGUGAGUUACAAGUGAGAACGUGGAAUCUUGGAGGAGUCUGGAACAUAACACCUUGUCCACUACUCUGUAAAACUGGGUCCACUGCACUGCAUUGCUCUGCACGGACUUUUGCUCAGAACGCAUCCCUCGUGCAGAGCGCGGGUUACGUGUGUUAAAAUGACACAAGCUUAUAGUUACCAUAGACACGUGCAGAAAUAAUGUUGCAUCAAGGUCAAUUGUCACCUAUUUAUCACUAUUACUAACAACAUGUAUUGAAAAGGGCAACAUGUUUUUAUUUUUAUUAUUUGGGUCUUUCGGUAAAGUCAUGUAGAUAGAACAAUAAAAUAAUACAAAUUAAUACUCUUAGGUUUUUUCGGUAAAGUCACGUAGGUAAAACAUUUGAAAUUAAUAAAAGUAAAGUAAAACAAAUUAAAAAAUUCACGACGUUUCGGAAGCAACACAAGCCUCCGUCUUCAGGUGGAACCGUCACAGACAACUAUUACAGGUCAUUGAUAGACAGCCAGUUUGUUGUUUCACCAGUUUUAGUUUUUUACUUGCUUUUCUUUUUUCACACUUUUGUCAUGUUUGCCAUGUGUUAGUUACAAACCGCCCCUCUCCAUAACAAAGGCUCAGUCCUUUGUUAUGCAGUCUACUCUUGGUCUUAAGCCUCACCUUAGCAUAUUAAUAAAAAAGUGUGCCGUUCCUGGCCCUUCCCCCCUCAACCAUUAUAUAUACGGGGUAGUUUUUCUUGUGAUCUCUCAUUUACUUGAUACAGCUGUCGUGGCUGUGACGGUUCCACCUGAAGACGGAGGCUUGUGUUGCUUCCGAAACGUCGUGAAUUUUUUUAUUUGUUUUAUUUUACUUUUAUUAAUUCAAAAAAAUUUACCCACGUGACUUUACCGAAAAAACCUAAGAGUAUGAAUCCUUGCAGUCAAAUCUAGAAUACAAAUUAAAUAAAGUGAAAAUAAAGUGAAUAAAAAUAAUAAAAUUAUCACGACGUUUUGAUCGCAACACAAGCAAUCGUCAUCACCUGAUGACGAUCACCUGAUGACGAUUGCAAUCUGAUGACGAUCACCUGAUGACGAUUGCAAUCUGAUGACGAUCACCUGAUGCCGAUUGCUUGUGUUGCGAUCGAAACGUCGUGAUCAUUUUCUUCUUUUAUUCACUUUAUUUUCAUUUUUAUUAUUUUAUUGUUAUAUCUACGUGACUUUACCGAAAGACCCAAAGAAUAUGAUUUCGUGCAGUAACGAAAUCUUUAAGUCAAGAUGUUUUUUUUGUACUGUAUUAUUUUUUUGCGAACAAUUUAGUAAGUUAUAUUUGAAGCCAGCAUAACAUUACAAACUCUUAUCAUAUAACUGCAGCUGGAAUAACCAAAACGUUUCGCGCUAAGUACAUGUAGUCAGGAAGUGGUCAACUGUAAUCCAGCAUUGUGGAGGCAGUGAGGGUUGGUGGAUUACACGAAGGUUGUAAAACUCCCUUUCCGUGGGUGUCGAAAACCCAUAACCCUGACUUGCCAGAAGGCAGGACUGAAAAAUGUGGACCCCACCUAUUCCGUCUGUAUGGGAUAGAGUCUUGCCCCCUUGCACGCGUACGUUUUCUCCGGGUGCUGCGGUUAUAUUCCACAGAUGUAAACACUCAUUGAUUGGCUAAAAACACCUGAACAGGGCCACAAAGCUCGGGGAAAUAUUGGUGGUGCCGGCUCUCUGUGGCUCCUCGCGCCUCUGUGGGUCUGUUGUUCUCUGAGAGUGAGUACAUACUGUGCGGCACGUUAGAACUUCAAAUUAUAUACUAUGUAACACGAUUUUAUGUGAAGGAAUGACACAAAUGCACACGUUUUCUCAUUUAAAAUAGGUACAUUUUAAAAUAUCACUGUCCUGGUCACGAAAGUUUGUGGGGAAUAAUACCCAUUUUCUGUAAUUUUGAGGCAAAGGCAAUUAGGAAAUAACACUACCCAGGAACAAAAUUGUUUUUGUUACACAGUGUUAUCUUUAUUAUUACGACCCCUGCUGGCCAAUGCCGUCCAUAACACUCCAGAUGACGGCGAUGUUCAUGUCUGCUGCAAUAUUAUUUGCACAGAUCACAUUAAAAAGAGGGUACAGGUGUGUAUACACUUUUUAAUUGUCUGUAAAAAAAUUAAAAUAACGCUUUUGAAACUUAUUUAUUUAUGCUAAGUAUAAUUACUUAGCAAAUUGUAUUAUAGCUUUCUCUGUCGAGUAGCACGUUAUUUUAACAUUUAACACAAUUGUUGAAAGACUUUAAGCGACAAGAAUGAUGCUGAUAUCUUUAACGUGUAUGUAUUGUACAUUAAGCAAUUUACAUUGUAGAGUGCAUAUCUUUGUAAGCAUUGUUAGCUGACAAGUUUAGCCAUUUUAAAAA